Diplodia corticola is the source of this 978-nucleotide messenger RNA. RefSeq names its product nad-binding protein. The transcript is spliced from 3 exons. Gene Ontology annotation, molecular function: oxidoreductase activity. Lineage: Eukaryota; Fungi; Ascomycota; Dothideomycetes; Botryosphaeriales; Botryosphaeriaceae. The coding region runs from base 1 to 978 and encodes 325 amino acids. The record is from RefSeq and is a predicted model, not a curated record.
AUGGACCCCACCACCACCGUCGACCCGAACAACAUCCUCAGCGCCAAAGGCCUAGUCGUCGCCAUCACCGGCGGCGGUAGCGGCAUCGGCCUCGCCAUGGCCUCGGCCAUCGCCCAAACCGGCGCCAAACGCAUCUACCUCCUCGGCCGACGCGCCGACGUGCUCUCCACCGCCGCCGCGACCCUCAACGCCAAAGUCUCAUCGUCCACCGACAACCCCAUCGUCAUCGCCCUCCCCACCGACGUCACCUCCCGCGCCUCGGUCGCCGCCGCCGCCGCGCGCAUCGAGCGCGACGUCGGCCACCUCGACGUCCUGAUCAACAACGCCGGCAAGACGGGCCCGCCGAACAAGGCGGCGCUGGAGGCGGCGAGCGUGGCUGAGCUGCAGGAUGUGCUGUUGACGGGGUUUGCGGAUGGAAACGAUGGUGGCGAUGGCGAAUGGCUCGACACGCUGCGCGUCAACACGGCGAGCGUGGCACUCGUGUCGGCGGCGUUUUUGCACCUGUUGGACGCGGGGAACGCGCGGCGGGGGUGGGAGGCGGGGAGGGUGGAGGGGGGGAGGACGAGGGGCCGGGGGAAGGUUGAGGCAGGUGGGGGAGAGGUUGAUGGGGGCGAUUUGAGGCUCAGUCAGAUUGUGACGGUGGCGAGUAUUGCGGGGUUCAAUCGGCAGGUCACGGCGGGGGUGGCGUACAGCGCGAGCAAGGCGGCGGCGGUGCAUGUGGGGAAGAUGUUGGCGACGUUGUUGGCGCCGUGGGGGGUGAGGAGUAAUGUCAUUGCGCCGGGUGUGUAUCCGAGCGCCAUGACGGGUGAGCACGACCAGGAGUAUCCGAUCAACCAGGUCCCGGCGGGGAGGAAGGGCUCGUUUGACGACAUCACUGGCUUGAUCUUGUAUAUGGUGGGCAAGGGCGGUUCUUACCUCAACGGCUCGGUGCAGGUGACAGAUGGUGGGCGGCUGAGUGGAUUCCCGUCGACUUACUAG